GGGCUUCCAGUCCAGGUCGGGGGGCAAAAUGGCACUGGGCGCAGUGUUGCAGGCUCUGACGCGGGUGCUUGCUCUGUCCAGGCGGCACCUUGUGUCUCCUUUGCCCAGCGUGACGUCCUUCGGCCGUUUCUACAGAGGCGACAGCCCGUCAGAUUCCCAGAAGGAUAUGAUCGAAAUCCCUCUGCCUCCGUGGCAGGAGCGACCCGAUGAGCCCAUAGAGACCAAAAGGGCCCGCCUGCUGUAUGAGAGCCGGAAGCGGGGCAUGCUGGAGAACUGCAUCCUGCUCAGCCUCUUUGCUAAAGAAUAUCUGCACCAAAUGACAGAGAAACAGCUGAACCUGUAUGAUCGCCUGAUUAAUGAGCCCAGUAAUGACUGGGAUAUUUACCACUGGGCUACAGAAGCAAAACCGGCGCCAGAAAUAUUUGAGAACGAAAUCCUGGCGCUGCUGAGAGACUUCGCGAAAAACAAGAACAGGGAGCAGCGGCUGCGCGCCCCGGACCUCGAGUACCUGUUCGAGGAGCCGGGUGGGCGCUGA
Molecule: messenger RNA, 535 nt
Organism: Myotis davidii
Lineage: Eukaryota; Metazoa; Chordata; Mammalia; Chiroptera; Vespertilionidae
Gene: SDHAF2
Product: succinate dehydrogenase complex assembly factor 2
Exons: 4
Coding region: 29-535 (168 amino acids)
Biological process (GO): mitochondrial electron transport, succinate to ubiquinone; mitochondrial respiratory chain complex II assembly; protein-FAD linkage
Cellular component (GO): mitochondrion
Source: RefSeq, a predicted model, not a curated record